This is a messenger RNA of Scleropages formosus (Asian bonytongue), 4492 nucleotides long. RefSeq names its product aspartate beta-hydroxylase (gene asph). The transcript is spliced from 8 exons. Bases 112 to 2466 code for a protein of 784 amino acids. Gene Ontology annotation, biological process: peptidyl-aspartic acid hydroxylation. Gene Ontology annotation, cellular component: endoplasmic reticulum; membrane. Lineage: Eukaryota; Metazoa; Chordata; Actinopteri; Osteoglossiformes; Osteoglossidae. The record is from RefSeq and is a predicted model, not a curated record. Gene Ontology annotation, molecular function: peptidyl-aspartic acid 3-dioxygenase activity.
UUCUAGCUGAGUUAGCUGUGCAAGAGCAGCUGCAGCAUACGGUAGUUUGGGUCAGGAGAGAGGGAAUUCGACUGCCGUCCCCCUCCUGCGACUCCGAAACCAGGCGUAUGGAUGGGGGACCUUAAUGCGGAUCUGAAGACAAUGAUUGACGAAGCAGAAGCCAAGCAAACGUCAGCUGGCAAGAAUGGGAAAAAGGCAGAGGCUGGUCGUAGGAGCUCCUUCUUCACGUGGUUCUUCGUACUGGCCAUGCUGGGCGUCUGGAUGUCCGUGGCAAUGGUGUGGCUUGACCUGGUUGACUAUCAGAGUGCCCUUGGGAAACUUGGGGCCUACGAUGCCGAUGGAGACGGCGACUUUGACAUAGAAGAUGCCAAAGUUUUACUAGGAUUGAAAAACAAGUCUGUCAUUAUGGUGAAAAGUGACAUGGUACUGGAGGAGACGGAAGUGCCACAAUUGGAAAAAGAACUCAAACGUGAAUUGGCUAUGGAAGGAGAGAUUAAGUCAAGUUCUGCACCUCAAAAAGAGCUCAAACCCAUGGAGGAUCCAGAAGAAGAGGAAGGCAUUGACACUGAACUGGGAACUACAUUUACAGAUGAAGAAGUUGACUAUGAGACAGAAAUGAAAGAGACAGUAGAUGAUGCUGCACCUGCAGAAGAUGAAGUACUGAAGGAGAGUAUGCACCUAGGGAACAAGAUAUUGGAGAAGACUGUACCCAUAGAGGAUGAGAAUGAAGUACCCGAGGAACCCAUACUCACAGAGGAGGAAGAAACAGAGGAGUUCACAGCCAUAGAAGAAGAAGCACUGGAGGAACCCACAACUUCAGAGGAAGAAGUACUAGAGGAACUUGACACCAGUGGAGAAGUACUGGAGGAACCUAUAUCCACAGAGGAAGAAGUGCCUGAGGAACCUGAAAUCAUAGAGGAAGAGGUAGUGGAAGAAUCCACAACCACAGGGGAACAAGUUCGAGAAGAACCCAUGCUCACACAGGAAGAAAUACCAGAGGAAACAACCCCCACAGAAGAAGUACUGGAGGAACCCUCACCCAUAGUGGAAGAAGUGCUACAGGAACCCGAAGCCAUAGAAAAAGAAGUGUUGGAAGAACCCACAACCAUAGAGGGACAAGUUCCAGAGGAACCCACACUCACACAGGAAGAAGUACUGGAGGAACCCUCAGUUGCAGAGGAAGAAGUACUGAAGGAACCUGAAGAAACAGAAGAGGAAGAAUUGGAAGAAUCCACAACCACAGAGGAACAAGUUCCAGAGGAAGCCACACUCACACUAGAAGAAAUACUGGAAGAACCCACCCCCAGAGAUGAAAUACCAGAGGAACCAUCAGCCACAGAGGAAGAAGUACUGAAGGAACCUGAAGAAACAGAAGAGGAAGAAUUGGAAGAAUCCACAACCACAGAGGAACAAUUGGAAGCCACACUCACACUAGAAGAAAUACUGGAAGAACCCACCCCCAGAGAUGAAAUACCAGAGGAACCAUCAGCCACAGAGGAAGAAGUACUGAAGGAACCUGAAGAAACAGAAGAGGAAGAAUUGGAAGAAUCCACAACCACAGAGGAACAAUUGGAAGCCACACUCACACUAGAAGACAUACUGGAAGAACCCACCCUCAGAGAUGAAAUACCAGAGGAACCAUCAGCCACAGAGGAAGAAAUAUUGAAGGAACCUGAAGAAACAGAAGAGGAAGAAGUGGAAGAAUCCACAAUCACAGAGGAACAAGUUUCAGAGGAAGCCAUACUCACACUAGAAGAAAUACUGGAAGAACCCACCCUCAGAGAUGAAAUAUCAGAGGAACCAUUAGCCACAGAGGAAGAAGUACUGAAGGAACCUGAAGCCAUUGAAGAAGAAGUAGUAGAAGAACCCACAACCAUAGGAGAACAAGUUCUUGAGGAAUCUACCCUGUUAGAAGAAGAAGAACCAGAAGAACUUACACCUGUGGAGGAAAACAGUCUUGAGAAAUCUGCAGACAUAGAGGAAGAGGUAACAAAGGAUCCUCAACUUGUAGAAGAAGAAGUACCUGAGGAACCUGCAGGUGUGGAGGAUGAGGCACCAGAGGAACUCACAACUGUAGAGGAACAAGUACUGGAGGAAGCUGCAUCCAUAGAGAAAGAAGUACUGAAGGAAUCUAUGCCCAGAAAGGAAGAACUGCUAGAGGGGCUGAGCCUAUCAGCACAACUAGGAGAGGAAGAGAUUAGACCUGUAGAGGAAAAAGUGCAAGACGACACUUUAUCUGUUGAAGAGGAAAUACAGGAGGAUGCUGAGUCCAUGGAAGAUGCUCUACCUUCAGAAGAGGAAGUACAGGAUGAGUUUGCUCCUCUGGGCGAGGAAGUACAGGAAGAGGCAAGACCUGAAGAGGAGAAAGGACUGGAGGAUCAAGCUACACUUACAAAGGAGCGUACAGCAGAACAUCUUCAAAAGGAGCCCUUUCCCGAAGAAACAGAAGUUCCCGAAGACAAAUAAAUUCUUCAAUAAGAGCCAGCAGAAGCAGAGAUUGGAAUCCAGAGAAACUGAACACCCCGAGGACCAGGCCAGGUGACACACCUUUGAAAAAGUGCUGCUGUGAUUCCGCACCAUUCCUCCAUCCCAAUGACAUCUCCAAAUGUGAUCCAAUCUCUGUCAGUGGUUUUUUUUCUCAAUAUGUUGGACCCCCCCUCCUCUUUAUUCACUUUGACAUUUAUAGUACCAAAUGAAAACAAAUUAUGUAGUUUUGCUAUGCUGUGUGAAGGUGGGGCUUUGUCCUUGUCAAUCAAUGUGUUAAUAUUGUUUUUUAUUUCCGUUCUGUUCUGGUUCUGACACUUACAAGCGUGUUUUAGCUGCAGACAGAUGCUACUCUUUAGCUGCAGUCUAGAGCCUCUUUUGAAUUUUCGUGUAUCAGUGAAUAAUGCUUAUCAUUAAUAUUUUGUCUGUGAAAGCUGGUUCUGGACCUGUGCCUAAGGGUACUUUCUACCUCCAGCUGAGUACGAGCCCACCUGCAUGUCCCAUGUCUCUACAUCAUGUCUCAGGGCGAUGAUGUCACUGCUGUCAUGUCACUUUGUUGAAUUAUGCAUUGGAUUUAUUAAUGUGAAGAUACUAUGCAAAUGCUGCACUGAUCUUUCACAGGGAAACGUUCCACUGAAGUGUUGUGUUACCAGUAUGCGCUCAGUCUUCGUAUUGCAGCACACUGAUUCAUUUAGGCUGGCAGGUGAAAUUGUGACGAACAACAGAAUAUGCAAGCGUGUGUGUGAGUGUGUGUGUUACAUGUGAGAUAUUUUUCAAAUGUGUUUGUCUUAUUUAAUACGACAGAUUUUAAUGGUCCAUUGAGCUCAGCCUUGAAAACGAUCUUUUAUUUUCACUGAGAGCAUUUGCUGUUCCAUGAUUUGGGGUAAACUUCAGUUUGAUGAGCUUUUAGCAGCUGUCUUUUUCUUCCCUGUGGGGCUAAUUGAAUGUAGACGUUGAGCCCGACCGGAGUAACUGGCUCUGCUAAUGUGUCGGACCUGGUUGAAACCCAAAGGCGACAGAACUCUUCACACACUGUGAACUUUCCAGCAGCAGCUCUGCGCAUGUGGUGCAGUCGGGCACCUGGACUGUGCUGGUUUUUGGAAACCUCGCUCUUUUGAUUUAUCCUGAUAAAUUUAGUUGACUUUUGAUAAAAGUUUGCAGAAAAAAGUGUGUUUUUACCUAAUUAUUCCAGUGUCUUGAAUUGGAGCCUCUUGCAAGACUGCUGGUGUUGAGCUGAAGGUUUGUUUUCGCUCUGCUCUGGCAUGGCCUCACCUGAAGGAAACCUGGCCUUGCUGUACUUGCUGUAGCAUCUCAAGACUGGGAUGAUCUGUCAGUAUGGACCCAGACUAUGGACCCAGACCAGACCUUGUAUUUGCUGUUUGUUUGUGUUGUGUGUGUGUGUGUGUGUGAGAUGUGAUGACUUUCGACCUGCCAGAACUGAUGAUAGCAACCUGAGAGAUAUUAAAAAAUGCUGAAAUGCAACUUGUUUUGGGCUGUUAUAUUUACAGAACAGGUUGUAUGUAGUUUGUUCGUUGUAGUUUUUUGUUUGCUUUCAUCUUUCUUCACUUCUUUUCUGUUGCCACUUUUACUUUUUAGUGUGAAUUUUUAAUGUGGUGUCUUGUUUCACGCAAGUUUUACAACACAGACCUCUGGUGUUUUGUAGAAACUGUUAGUUUAUCUUUUAAAUUUCCGGUUUUCAGAAAGUGUUCAUUUAUCCAAGCCAUAUGCAGUAUGAAAAGGUAAAAUCUUGCUGCUUCAGAUAGUUUUCAUUACAAGGAACAAUGUUGCACAACUAGCAGCCAGAACCAUAAUAAUCAGUGAUAUAUUUUUAUUGCAGUUCAUAUCUGAACAGAAGUUUACAUAAUAAAGGUGUUUUGUGAAAGGUUUACAUGCUGUCCUGCUGUAGUGCCGGACUGAUUUAAAUUAUUGUUUUCUUGCAUUGGGAGUUUGACACUCUCUGUUUUCUGUAAAUGUUCUGGUUUCUGAGCUGCAAUAAAGAUGGGAAUAA